AUGACUAGGAGCACAUCUCAAGUGCCUGUGCCCAAAUGCAGGCAGCAUGGGGAGCAAACAGGUGGCAUUAGACAUCCCCAUGCUGCCACUGAGCUUGGACCUCCUGUGGAAUUGCACACAUCCUUGUGUGGAAUGGCUCUCAGGACAGGAGUGCUGCAGGAGAUGCACACAGGCUCUUCAGGAAGGAUGGGCUGGGAAGGUGAGGAGCAGGAGCUGUGCUCUAUGCAAAAAGGUGGCAGCAGUGCAUGGGAAGUUCCCUGUGGACAGAGCAAGCUGGCCCAGAGGCCUCAGACCAUUCGGCAAACUCUUCAAAGGACACUGCAGUAUUUUGAGCAUCAAGUUAUUGGUUACAGGGAUGCAGAGAAGAACUUUCACAAUAUAUCAAACAGAUGCUCCUAUACAGACUGUACUGGCAGUGAAGAAGCUGAAGAUGUCUCAGGAAUUCUCCAGUGUACGGCUAAUGUACUUGGUCUGAAGUUUGAGGAAAUGCAAGAAAAGUUUGGGGAGGAAUUCUUCAAUAUCUGCUUUGAUGAGAAUGAAAGAGUUCUUCGAGCUGUAGGUGGGACCCUUCAAGACUUCUUCAAUGGCUUUGAUGCUUUGCUGGAGCACAUUAGAACUUCAUUUGGAAGACAGGCCACCCUGGAAUCCCCUUCUUUCCUAUGCAAAGAGCUCCCUGAAGGCAAUCUCAUGCUUCAUUACUUUCACCCACAUCAGAUUGUGGGAUUUGCAAUGAUGGGAAUGAUAAAGGCAGCAGCAAAGAAGAUUUACCGCUUAGAAGUGGAAGUAGAACAGGUCACUAAUGAUAACUUGUGUUCAGAGGGGACGAACCCAGGUAACUGCAGUUGUCUGACUUUCCUUAUCAAAGAACAUGAAAAUGCAAAUAUCACAAAAGCACUUCCACAUGGAACUUCUCAGUCCCCCUUAGACCUGAGGAUUAGCAUCAGCACCUUCUGCAGAGCUUUCCCCUUUCAUCUGAUGUUUGAUCCAAACAUGCUGGUUCUUCAGCUUGGAGAAGGUCUUAGAAAGCAGCUCAGAUGUGACACUCAUAAAACUCUGAAAUUUCAAGACUGCUUCGACAUAGUUUCUCCUAAAAUCAGUGCCACAUUUGAACGGGUUCUCCUGAGGUUAUCUACUCCCUUUGUCAUUCGCACCAAACUUGAGGAUUCUGGCUCUGAAAAUAAAGAUAAGGUCAUGGAAAUCAAAGGACAAAUGAUUCAUGUGCCAGAAUCAAAUUCAAUUUUGUUUCUGGGUUCCCCCUGUGUGGACAAACUGGAUGAACUGAUGGGGCGAGGCCUCCAUCUUUCGGACAUACCUAUCCAUGAUGCUACUCGCGAUGUCAUAUUGGUUGGGGAGCAGGCAAAGGCCCAGGAUGGCUUGAAAAAGCGAAUGGAUAAGCUGAAGGCAACGCUAGAAUGCACACACCAAGCCCUGGAAGAGGAGAAAAAGAAAACAGUAGAUCUCCUUAUUUCUAUUUUCCCUGAAGAAGUGGCUCAGCAGUUAUGGCAGGGGCAGCAGGUUCAGGCCAGGAAGUUUGAUGAUGUCACCAUGCUUUUCUCGGACAUUGUUGGCUUCACUGCUAUCUGUGCGCAGUGCACGCCCAUGCAAGUUAUCAGCAUGCUGAACGAACUCUACACGCGGUUUGACCAUCAGUGUGGAUUCCUGGACAUCUACAAGGUGGAAACAAUAGGUGAUGCAUACUGUGUUGCAGCAGGGCUCCAUAAGAAAAGCCUUAGUCACGCUAAAGCCAUUGCCCUGAUGGCACUGAAGAUGAUGGAGCUAUCAGAAGAGGUUCUCACUCCAGAUGGGAGCCCUAUUAAGAUGAGGAUAGGCAUUCACUCAGGAUCGGUGCUGGCCGGUGUCGUUGGUGUAAGAAUGCCACGUUAUUGUCUCUUUGGGAACAACGUCACCCUCGCAAGCAAGUUCGAGUCAGGAAGUCACCCACGCCGCAUCAAUGUCAGUCCAACCACAUACCAGCUUUUGAAAAAGGAAGAAAAUUUUAUUUUUAUCCCUCGUUCCCGUGAAGAGCUUCCAGAAAACUUUCCAAAGGAAAUUCCUGGGAUCUGUUACUUCCUCGAAGUCAGAAGUAGUCAGAAGCCGCCAAAACCCUCCAUCACAUCUGCCAGAGUGAGAAAGGUUUCUUACAACAUUGGCACCAUGUUCCUCCGGGAGACUAGCCUAUGAGGCCUGCUGCAGAUCAAAGACUCAUCAAAAAAGCACAAGCCCAGAACUGGGUCAUGGCAGGGGAGUUGGAGUUUCUUUCUAUUUCACUGCCUUGUUCUGAACAAGCAGUAAAAGCUCCAUGUAAUGUCAGGCAAUAAUCAUUUUAAAAGGUGGGUGAUUGCUGUCAGUAAACAAAGUGGGAAUAGGGAAAAAAAAAAACCCCAAAACAAAGUACUUCCAGAGGAAUUUCCUUCAUAAACUUCAGUCUGGCCCCUCUAUGACAAACAAAACCAAACAAAACAAAAAAACCCCAACUCUCAAAUUAGAGGUUGGUUUUGUUUUGUGCAGAAAGGAUGAUGGUUCUCUGUAGAUUUGCACCAGCUAAGCAGAAUUGAGUCAGUUCUGAUUAUGCAUUCCUACAUUUAAUGCGUUCUUCAGUAAGGUAAUGAUGUUUUUUAACUUUAUGAACAAACAUUUCAUACAUAUACUGUAGACCUGUUUAACCUUCCUGGCAGGAGGAAUUAUAAUUCAAUACAAAUAUUGUAGGAAUUUUACCUAUUUUUAUACAUAUUUCACUUUCUGGAUAAUUACAUUCCACAUACUGUAAACUGAAUGAGCUUAGAUAGCUUUUCAGAAGAAGCUACUGUAUAUUUCAUACAUUCUACCUAUCAAACCUUAUUGUUAUACAAGUGGGAAGAAGUCAUUUUUUGACUUUUUUUGGCAACAA
This is a messenger RNA of Haliaeetus leucocephalus (bald eagle), 2887 nucleotides long. RefSeq names its product guanylate cyclase 1, soluble, alpha 2 (gene GUCY1A2). The coding region runs from base 1 to 2181 and encodes 726 amino acids. Gene Ontology annotation, molecular function: heme binding; guanylate cyclase activity. The record is from RefSeq and is a predicted model, not a curated record. Gene Ontology annotation, biological process: cGMP biosynthetic process; response to oxygen levels. Gene Ontology annotation, cellular component: guanylate cyclase complex, soluble. NCBI's taxonomy places the organism in Eukaryota, Metazoa, Chordata, Aves, Accipitriformes, Accipitridae. The transcript is spliced from 8 exons.